CAGUAGGCUAAUCAACAUGGAUGAAACACUUCCUUACGAUAAUUACGAUUCGUCCUCCUACUCGUACUCCGACUCAAACUACACCUACUACAAUGGCCCUCCCAGUCUCGGCCCCGAAUCCGUCAUCGUCCCCCUCAUUCUCGUCAUCAUCGCCCUCAUCGCCGUCGCCGGAAACUCGAUGGUGGUCUUCAUCGUGCUGCGCUACCGCAAGAUGAGGCAGAGUGUGACCAACUUCUAUAUCAUGAACGUAGCCGUGGGCGAUCUCGUGUUCGUGCUCGCCUGCGUCCCUCUCACUGCCGUGCUCUAUGCGGACUACCAGUGGAAGCUGGGGAAUUUUUUGUGCAAGUCUAACGCGUUUCUGCAGCAUGUCACGGUUCAAGCCACGUGUGCGACGCUGACUGUCAUGACGGUGGAUCGCUAUUACGUAAUCACCAACCCCUUCACUUCCCGUCAAACCCGAACGAUCCUGAGAGCUGGGGUCAUCUGCUGUGUUGUCUGGAUCGUAUCUGGCUUGAUGCACGUACCUAGUGCCUUGAUCUACGGCACUACUGAGCCAGGUACAUAUGUUUAUAACAACGAACAUGUCAUCUUUUGCACCAGCAUUCAUCAAUCAAAGCGGUUCGUUCGACUCUAUUCCAUGUAUGUCAUCGCUGUAACGUAUGUUGUUCCUCUGGCAAUCAUCAGCGUGUGCUACGGCCUCAUUUUGGCGCACCUUUGGAAGCUGAGCAAGGGCGGUAUCACUGCUACGUCGGGCAAGGCUGCAAAUCGAAAAGGCCAAUCUGCCAGCCUGGCUGAAGGCUCCUCGGUGCAGACGGCGACUAAGAAGUGGAAGACGACUCGGAUCGUGUUGAUCGUCGUGAUGCUCUUCGCCAUCUGUUGGGCACCCAUCCACGCCCUCAACCUCUGGAACGACGUCGACCCGAACUAUCCUCACGACUCCAACUCCAUCUACGUAUUCAGAUUCUUCUGCCUGAUCUUCGCCUACUCCAACUCCUGCGUGAAUCCUGUGGUGUACGCCCUGGCCGGAAACAGUUUCCAGGUUUACUUCCGGCAGAUCUGCUACACCCACCCCAGAGGCAAACAGGAAGUGGCCAGCACCAAGACAAAUUACACACAUUCGCUCCAUCGGAACGGACGACGAACGUCCAAUUCCCAAACCGAGCAGAUAUCGAUGACCGCAAACACGUCAGUCUAAAGGUGCAUUUUCAAGCAGAUAAAAAAAUAUAUAAAGGGGCAGAAAGACAUUGAAAAAUGAUAAGUUAUAGAAGUAACGAGAGAAGUGGACCUUAUUUAAUAUAUGUAUAUGCGUUUAAACCAAUAAGAGUGAUCAUAUUAACUCACAAUGAAGUGGGUUGUAGUGUAUAUUAUGAUAAAGAUGUAAAAAAUUGUUUUGUAUCAACAAAUUAUAUAUUGACAAUAGCCAAUAAUUACAUGCUAUAAAAUAUAGAAAUACUACGAUGAAGUUAUUUUGUAUACAAGAAUUACUAUAACAACGUGAGUGACACUGUACAAUAUGUCGACUAGUCCUAAAUGUGAUUAAUAUAACUAAUAUUGUUUAUGUACAUAACUUCAACUUUGAAUGUAGAUUAAUUUGUGUUUGAUCGCUGUUCAAGCGUAUUUUUAAUGUUUAAUGAAUAGUAAAUGUGUUAAUAGAGAUAAAACAUUUAUCUAGAAUAUCAUAAUAACCAUCACAAUUGACUUGCAUUACGAAUAAUAAUUUUAUCUUCAAAUGUAGAUAUAAUAUGCAGUUGUUGUUGUUUCUUGUUAAAUGCCCUACUAUUUUUUUUCAGUUGGGCAAUGUGUAAAAAAAUAAAUUAAGGUAAUUA
Messenger RNA from Lytechinus variegatus (green sea urchin), 1826 nucleotides. RefSeq names its product G-protein coupled receptor 54-like. Bases 17 to 1195 code for a protein of 392 amino acids. Gene Ontology annotation, biological process: G protein-coupled receptor signaling pathway. NCBI's taxonomy places the organism in Eukaryota, Metazoa, Echinodermata, Echinoidea, Temnopleuroida, Toxopneustidae. Gene Ontology annotation, cellular component: membrane. The transcript has 3 exons. Gene Ontology annotation, molecular function: G protein-coupled receptor activity. The record is from RefSeq and is a predicted model, not a curated record.